Ananas comosus (pineapple) is the source of this 1136-nucleotide messenger RNA. RefSeq lists its product as uncharacterized. The transcript is spliced from 3 exons. NCBI's taxonomy places the organism in Eukaryota, Viridiplantae, Streptophyta, Magnoliopsida, Poales, Bromeliaceae. The record is from RefSeq and is a predicted model, not a curated record. The coding region runs from base 259 to 834 and encodes 191 amino acids.
UAUAGCACGUCUUUCGCAACUCUGUUUCAAAAUGGUAAUGAAUUUAAAAAGACUUUUAAAAUCGAUCCCGGGACGUGACAAUUUGCCACCAUGGAUAUGUAUGAAAGAACCCAAUCUUAUUUUAUCAAUGCUUAUUCCAGGACCUAAGAGUCCUGGAGAUGCGAUUGAUAUAUAUCUCCAGCCGUUAAUUGAAGAACUGAUGGAGUUGUGGGAAGUAGGUAUCGAAAUUUUUGAUGCCUCAACUCAUCAAAAUUUCAAAUGCGUGCUGCUUUAUUAUGGACAAUUAAUAAUUUUCCGGCAUAUGGUAAUUUAUCUGGAUGGAGCACGAAGGAAAAAUUGGCAUGUCCUUGUUGUAAUAAGGAGACGUUUUCAAUUAGAUUGGCUAAUGGUUGUAAGCAUUGUUAUAUGGGCCACCGACGCAAUUUACCUAUCAAUCACAGAUGGAGGAAUGACAAGUCCUCAUUUGAUGGUACUAAGGAGAGAGGGUUGCCACCAAAAGUACUCACUCGAGAAGAUAUUCUUGAACAAGUGCAAGACCUUGAAGGAGUUGUGUUAACUAAAGCUGCUAAUAAGAGGCAAAAAAUAUCACAUGGUAUUCGUGGGGAUAAUUGGAAAAAGAAGAGUAUAUUCUUUAAGAAUAAGGUGUAUAAACAAGAUAGACAAUCGGCUAUAGAAGACUUACUUUCUUUAUCACGUGGACCUACCAAAUAUGUGACGUACUAUAAUGGUUAUAUUGUAAAUGGAUAUAGAUUUCAUACUGAAGAGCAUGACAAAGGUUUGAAGACGCAAAGUUGUGGAGUGGUUGUAAUUGGUGACACCGGAACUGAAAAAUAGAUUAUUAUGGGAUAUUAACGGAGAUUGUUGAAUUACAAUAUCUUGGUGGUCGCCGAGUGGUGAUAUUUAGAUGCAAUUGGUGGGAUGUAUAUGAUAAAGUGAAAGGAAUUAAAAUAGAUGAAUAUGGAUUUGUCAGUGUUAAUUGUCAACGCUUGCUGAAAACAAAUGAGCCUUUUGUAUUAGCUACUCAAGCAUCACAAGUUUUUUAUGUUACAGAUAGUAUUACAAAAGGUUGGCAUGUUGUAACAUACCGAAACCUUGGUAAGUAAAUUCGAACCUUGGUCAAAUUGAUCAAAGUGCGA